Messenger RNA from Talpa occidentalis (Iberian mole), 570 nucleotides. RefSeq names its product NKG2-A/NKG2-B type II integral membrane protein-like. Gene Ontology annotation, biological process: positive regulation of natural killer cell mediated cytotoxicity; stimulatory C-type lectin receptor signaling pathway. The coding region runs from base 1 to 570 and encodes 189 amino acids. The transcript has 5 exons. The record is from RefSeq and is a predicted model, not a curated record. NCBI's taxonomy places the organism in Eukaryota, Metazoa, Chordata, Mammalia, Eulipotyphla, Talpidae.
AUGAACCAGCAAAGAGUCACCUAUGCAGAGCUGAAGCUGGCAAAGGUCUCAAAAAGGCCGCAAGUGAAACCUAAAAAGAGUAAAAUCUCCACUACUGGAACAGAGCAGGGAGUAACCUACGCAGAAUUAAGUCUUCACAAUGCUGUUCGGGAUCCUCAGGAGAAUGGCAAGUCCUGUCACCUCAAAGGCUUAGCAGCACCUACAGAGAAGCUCAUUGCUGGGAUCUUGGGACUCACCUGCCUUGUCUUGAUAGGCACUAUUGUGCCCAUGUGGCUUUAUACCCCUCCUACUAAAAAUCCACAAAAGAAUGAUUCCUCCACAACAACAAAUAUCCAGAAAGCAUGUCAUUGUGGCCCUUGUCCAAAGGGGUGGUUUAAGUACUCCAACAACUGCUAUUACUUUAGCGCUGAAAAAAAAACCUGGAAGGAGAGCGUCAUGGCCUGUCAGAGUAACAACUCUCAGCUGCUCUACAUAGACACUGAGGAAGAAAUGGUGCGGGAUGUGAAUGUCAUCUGCUCAGAGAUAAAGAAACUUCCUGGGUUCUCUAUUUUCAGUCACAGGGUCCCUUAG